Molecule: messenger RNA, 1053 nt
Organism: Anoplophora glabripennis (Asian longhorned beetle)
Lineage: Eukaryota; Metazoa; Arthropoda; Insecta; Coleoptera; Cerambycidae
Gene: Timp
Product: tissue inhibitor of metalloproteinase
Exons: 5
Coding region: 270-890 (206 amino acids)
Biological process (GO): negative regulation of membrane protein ectodomain proteolysis; negative regulation of endopeptidase activity
Cellular component (GO): extracellular matrix
Molecular function (GO): protease binding; metalloendopeptidase inhibitor activity
Source: RefSeq, a predicted model, not a curated record
UGUACCCGGAAUUUAAUUUUGCAAAAAUCCGUUAGUGCGAAUUUUGGUGUUAAUUUCAACCGCUUAUUUACAUAUAAGGGAAUUAAUGUCGGAUGCAUGUCGAAAGCACACACAUCGGUUUUUCAUACCGCAUAGUUUUUAUUGUUUAUUAUGUUUGACCAAUGGUCGAUAAAGAUAACGGGUAUAUUUCGAUUUAGUCAUUUCGCAAACGAUAAGGAAGACGUUCAGGAUACCAAUAAGUUGUGUCAUAUUUGAAGCCAGAAUUUAUUAUGAAGGCAGACGCGAUCGUACUGACGCUGGUAUUCCUGUGUGGCGUUCUAGUUUAUACAGAAGCUUGUACCUGCAUGCCGACCCAUCCCCAGGAGCAUUAUUGUAACUCGAACUUUGUGAUCCUGGCCCGAGUGAAGCGAGAGAGGAUCCACAACCAGACGAGGUUCUAUAAGGUGCGAGUGAGGAAGCAAUACAAGAUCACGGAAAAGGGUGAAGUCGCCCUGAAGUCGGGACGCAUCAUCACCCCCCUCUACGACUCCAUGUGCGGCGUCGAACUGCAGCCUGGGAAGCUGUACGUGCUCUCGGGGAGGAUCCACAGCUUAAAGGCCCACGUCAGCUUGUGCGACAUGGCGGUGGAAUGGGAGAAGCUCACCAGGAGGCAGAGGAAAGGACUGAAGCUGUUGUACAAGCACGGGUGCACCUGCAAGAUCAACCAGUGUCGCUUCGGCAGGAAGUGUUACAGGCAGAGGGACGGUUGUAACUGGAGCAACGACUGCGAGACUAAAGAGGGAAUAUGUCUACGUCAGGCGAACAAAUCUUGUAUGUGGACGAGGAACAAGGCCUUAGCGACCUGUAACGCAAGCCAGAAAUACAAGACUUUGCUAUAUAACCUGCCAUAGGGGGAAGAGGACGCAUAGAAGACGGAUUAUUUUAUUGUAUAAAUGUAUUUAAGUUAUGUAGAGCUUUGUAAAAAGUCGCCGUAAUGUUUGGAAAACUAUCGAAAAUUCAUAUGUUGAGUGUGGGAGAAAAAUUACUUUUAUUAGUACAUUUAGAAAAAUCCAA